This is a messenger RNA of Rotaria sordida, 621 nucleotides long. Lineage: Eukaryota; Metazoa; Rotifera; Eurotatoria; Philodinida; Philodinidae. The record is from the annotation of a GenBank genome assembly.
AUGUUUCCACAAUACACGGAACGUCAAAUGGGAGGCGAGUUAGCCAUCUGGCUUCUAAUCACUGUCGGUGCUCUGCUUAUUCCUAUUAUUGUAGUUGCCAUUUGUUGCAUACGACGUCAUUUGUCAAGAAGACCUCGCAUAGAACUGAUGGAACGUCGGCCCCCACGUAUGAUGAUAAAUACGAAACAGCUGGAGGCUCUACGUUCGUAUAAUGGCCCUUAUGUGGAAUCGAGUAACGAUGAUGUCGGUGUGUCAGCUGAGAAUAAUAUUGCUCUAACUUUUUCACGUGCAAAUUCACUUAAAAAGCAACAUGUUCAUUGGUUUGAUAGAUCAAUAACAUCAAAAAUAGAUGAUUUCUAUUCAAUAAAACAUCAACAAUGCACACCACAAAAACAAUCUAUUUCUGGAGAAGAUAUUUUCAAUCCUACAAUGCUUACUGAAUCCCCAUUAGCUCAUCGUAAUCAUGCUGUUAUACCGAUUUCUUCGUCAGCUCUUUCUCAUUUCAUUCCAACAAUGAUUAUUCCAGCUGGUUCUGCAGUUGGUAAUACUGGUACUAGUCAAUUAUUAACAUCAUCUAAAGAAUAUACGUCUAUUUCAGUUAAUCAUAAUAUCAUCAUGUAA